Messenger RNA from Mesoplodon densirostris (Blainville's beaked whale), 276 nucleotides. It is a transcript of the gene SMIM41, whose product is annotated as small integral membrane protein 41. The transcript has a single exon. Lineage: Eukaryota; Metazoa; Chordata; Mammalia; Artiodactyla; Ziphiidae. The record is from RefSeq and is a predicted model, not a curated record. Bases 1 to 276 code for a protein of 91 amino acids.
AUGAACGGCUCGCAGGCGGACGUCACAUCCCGGGCCGCCUGGCUGAGCUCCUGUUGCAACCAGUCGGGGGUGCUGCCGGAGCCCCCCGAGGGGCCGCGCGCUGUGCAGGCGGCGGUGCUGGGCGUGCUGUCGCUGCUCGUGCUCUGCGGGCUCCUGUUCCUGGGCGCCGGCCUACUGUUCCGCGCCCAGGGUCUGACGGCGCUGCUGGCCCGAGAGCUGCGCGCGUCCCGGGAGGGAGAGCCCGGCGGCGCCAGCGGAGGCGAGGAUGACUCCUAG